AUGUUUAAUGCAGAUACCUUGAUCAAGGAUAGCUACUCUAAGUUCCGUGAUGCUGUGUACCAGGUCAAAUCGACAGAGGGUGUGAGAACUAUCAUCCCGUCGUCACUAGUCAGCGAGCUCAAGGGUCUCCCAGAAGAUACUUUGAGCGCGAGGACAGCUGUUGAAGAGGCUAUGUUGAGCGAAUAUACCAACCUCUGCGCGGGAUCUCACGCUGACACGCUGUCCCUACUCUUGAAGUGUAAGAUGACUGGACAAUUGGCAAGGAUGACGCCACAGCUCAAAGAGGAGCUCGAGCACAUCGUCGCCACCGAGUUUCCCGAGUGUCAAGAAUGGACUCCCUUCAAGAUACAGCCUUUCAUGAUCCGAACGAUUGCCCGUCUAAGUGGGCGUAUCUUCGUUGGACCACUGCUGAACCGGACAGAGGAAUGGAUGGAUGUGAGCAUCAAUUUCGCCAUCACCGCCUUCAUCGCGGUUAUCAAACUACAAUUCUUCCCGCCGUGGAUGCGCCCUGCAGCACAAUACUUGGUUUCCGAGCUACGCACGAUCCGAAAAGAUUUGGGAAGGGCACAGGCGAUGCUUACGCCUGUUAUCGAGGAGCGUAUCCGUGACGCAGAGACCCCCGGGUACGAUAAACCUGACGACUUUGUUCAGUGGUUGCAGGAUGCCUUGCCGGAAGAUCAGAAGACAGAUUUCUAUAUUCAGGCCAAGAUACAGCUACUACUAAGUGCAGCAUCGAUUCACACAACGAGUAAUCUGACAACGGACUGCAUUUACGAUCUAGCCGUGCACCAAGAUAUGCAGGAGAUACUUCGCGAAGAAGCGUGUGAAGUAUUAAACGACGAUGAGGCCUGGGAGAGGAAGGAUAGCAUGGGCAAGCUGAAGAAACUUGAUAGUUUUAUCAAGGAGUCUCAGCGACUGUCUGGUAACGUCACAUCCUUCAUCCGCAAAGUAAUGAAGCCAGUCGAUCUGUCCGACGGAACGCACCUACCAGCGGGCACCAAUCUUCUCGCGCCUAUGGCCGGCGUCGCUGUCGACCCGCGAUACUAUCCAGAUCCCGAAGUCUUCGAUGGGUUGCGAUUCUGGAAACUCCGACAACAUCAACGUUCAUCCUCCUCAUCCUCUUUCUCUUCACCUGCAUCCUCUACCACCACCCUACCAACUUCAACUUCAACGACGACAGACGAACCCUCUACGAACGCAAACGGGCGAUGGCAGUUCACCAGCAUCGGUGACACAGCCAUGAACUUCGGGCUGGGCAAGCACGCGUGUCCGGGCCGCUUCUUCGCCGGCUGCGAGAUCAAAAUGGUCCUCGCGUACCUACUGCUGAAUUACGACAUGAAACUACGGGACGGCGAGGGCCGGCCGGCACCCAACAUGUUUAUGAUGACCAAGAGUCCGAGUAUGACAGCCGAGGUUUUGUUUAGGCGGAGAACGACAAUUUAUUCUUGA
Daldinia childiae is the source of this 1449-nucleotide messenger RNA. Its product is annotated as Ent-kaurene oxidase. Gene Ontology annotation, molecular function: oxidoreductase activity, acting on paired donors, with incorporation or reduction of molecular oxygen; heme binding; iron ion binding. The record is from RefSeq and is a predicted model, not a curated record. The transcript has 5 exons. NCBI's taxonomy places the organism in Eukaryota, Fungi, Ascomycota, Sordariomycetes, Xylariales, Hypoxylaceae. The coding region runs from base 1 to 1449 and encodes 482 amino acids.